AUGUCGUACUCGGUCGGCAAAUGGGUCCGUAUCGAUAGUCCGCUGCUUGUGACACUGGGCGCCGUGCCUGAAGCAGGGCCCUUGGUGUCGGAGGCCGACGUGGCGUCCCUGGGGCCCGAGUCCUUCCUGCUGCGGGCGCGCCAAAAUGUCUCCGGACAGCUGCUGGUUGCGUGCGCUGGGAAGACCCGCCGCGCUAUUGGUUAUGCUUUCUAUGAGUUUCUGCAACAGCUUGGCUUCGGCUUCCUCCAUCCGCUGAAGCCAGUUAUCCCUGAAGCUUUGCGGCCGUGGCAGCCCCUGGAUGUGCAUGAGACGCCUCGAUGGGGUUUCCGAGGUACCCACUACCACACGCAGCAUCCCCUGGAGCUCACGAAUUUCCUCAACGGCUACGAUGCCUCCGGGCACACGGACCUGCGGGAGCGCUGGCGAGAAGCCUGGAGGGCCUGGGAGGACUACUUGGAGUGGAUGCUGGCGCAAAAACAGAAUUAUUUGGAGUGGAUGCUGCUGGCUGACCGGGCCGAAGACAAGGCCAGCUUUGAGGUGAGCGAGGAACGCCGAGUUCGGCUAGGGCUCAUCGUCGACGCUGCCCAUGCUCUAGGAUUGGAGGUGGGCAUCGACGUCCCCCUGACCCUAAAGCAGCAGCAUGCGCUGAACCUGCUGCCAAAGCCAUCUCGCAAGCCUGCGGAGAACACUGCGCAGGUGAAGGAGCGCGUGCAGUGGCUGCUAAGCUGUGGCUUCGACCACUUGGGCACUGAGCUGGGUAGCACGGAGUUCACCCGAGGACUGGAUGCUCGGGAGCUGACCCGACUUCUGAAUGAGACUCAGGAGGCUUUGGGCUCUCGCAAGCUGCUGGUCAAGAACCAUUGCUCCACCAAGCAGCAUGCAGAUGGCUUUCAGGAUCCCAGGCCUGACAAGAAGGGAGCGCCUCUGAACUUCAACUAUCUUAACUACUUCGCGGAUGCCAGGAUUGUGAGCAUGCCACAUACGGUGCAAGCGUAUUCGCUGACAGACCCUGCUCCAACUUAUGGGAAUGCAAACUUCUCGGACUUACGAGAUUGGACCGGCUUCUUGCUGCAGCGAGGCCGGCCGGUGGUCUUCUACCCUGAAACUGCGUACUGGGUCAACUAUGACAUCUCCGUGCCGCUCUUCCUGGCUCCAAAAUAUGCCACCGACCGCUUGGAGGAUGCUGAGACCUUGGACGCGAUGCCUGCUGCGGCGCCUUUGCUCGGCCAGCUGAACUUUGAAAGUGGCUGGCAGUGGGGCUACUGGCUGGCCAACUCUGUGCAAGCCCUGGUUGCCUGGCGACGGCCCAAAGGCCUUGCAGGGGCCUUCAGCCAGAUCUUCCGCUUUCUGCCUACAGCCACGCGGACAGCCCUGACGGAUUUACUGGUGGACUUCGCUGCAGCGCAGCGGCGGCUGUUGGUGGAGGGCAGGCGCGCAGAUGGUUCCCAGACGACGCCGGCGCCAGGAACCGGGCCUGGAUCGGCCACAGCGAUUGCUUACCUGCAAGGCUCUGAGGGUCUUAGUGACCUUGCCUCACUGGCUGCACGCUACUUGGGUGAGGGCGCACCUCAACCCGACAGACUGCACUUCAUGGAGCUCUGGCGCGAGACGCCUCCACUGAGCCUCCGGCUCGCACGCGCGCUUGGGGAGGGUGGCGCCGCCAUGACUGAUUUCUUCCUGAGCGGUGAAACUCUGCGACAGUCGCGGCGAGUCUGGUUCCAGGAGCAGCUUUGGCCGCUGCUCCGCGAGAGCAACGCAACCUUUGCAGCUCUGGCUGCGAGGUUCGCAGCGAUUGCGCAGCAGUCGCCCAGCCAUGGGGAGGUGGUGCAGGAUCUGGCCGACUCGGCACAGCUCCUGGCCUUGCGCUGUUCGCAAGUGCUCGCGCUUUACGAGUACGUGGCACUUUGCUCGCCGGGGGAGUGCAACAGCCGCCUUGCGGCUGGACGAGCGGCAGUGCGGGCAGCCCAGGCCCUGGUCUCCGCUCGGGCGGGGCACAUGGGCCUGGAGGUCUUGGGCGACGAUGCCAAGCACAUGGUGCUGGAAUGGUCCCGGCCGGUGCCCACUGCUUACUCCUACGGAUACCUCUGGGCGGCCCAAACACUCUUCUACUGGCGCCGGGAUCAGGAAAUCGUGGAGUCCGAGAUCGUGGAUCCUUGCUUUGGGACCAUAAACGACCCCGUGGAGCUUGGCCUCUCCGGAGGCGGAGGACCGUGGGCACGCUGGGCGCAGUCCGCGGCGCAGACGUUACUCUCCAACCGCAUUUGGCAUGCUGAGCUGUCGUCCUGCCUGGGGCCCCGCGAAGAGCCCAAGCCAGGUUUGGAUCACUAUGAGCCAGAGGAGGGAGAGGAGGGAGAGGAGCCUGUGGUGGUACUCUGA
Messenger RNA from Symbiodinium pilosum, 2376 nucleotides. Lineage: Eukaryota; Dinophyceae; Suessiales; Symbiodiniaceae. The record is from the annotation of a GenBank genome assembly.